Messenger RNA from Passer domesticus (house sparrow), 4087 nucleotides. It is a transcript of the gene SLC24A2, whose product is annotated as solute carrier family 24 member 2. The record is from RefSeq and is a predicted model, not a curated record. Bases 288 to 2219 code for a protein of 643 amino acids. The transcript has 11 exons. Gene Ontology annotation, molecular function: calcium channel activity; calcium, potassium:sodium antiporter activity. Gene Ontology annotation, cellular component: plasma membrane. Gene Ontology annotation, biological process: intracellular calcium ion homeostasis; calcium ion transmembrane transport. Lineage: Eukaryota; Metazoa; Chordata; Aves; Passeriformes; Passeridae.
GGCGGGUCCCGCUGCCGCCGCCCGCCGCAGUCGGUGCCGCGCGGGGCUGCGCUCGGCCGCCCGUGCCCGUCCCGGUCCCGAUCGCGCUCCUUCCCGUGCCCUGCCGAGCGUCCGCGGGCCGGCGCGCAGCGCAGCGCAGCUCCGGACGAAUGAAGAAAAUACGUCCUGUGAAGAGUAAAAGUAUUUGAUUCUGGGAAGACUCUUACAGCACUUCUAACUUCAAAGCUGGAGAAAAGUAUGAAGGAACAGUCCAUCUGACUCCCUCAGCAUCUUGCACAGAACACAAAAUGGCUCUUCAGAAAAAAACUGUUGUUGGUGUCUUGGAGGAGUGGUGUUUGGCGGAACCGCUGUUCGGUUGCAGGUGGCACCAGAAUGUCAGGAAAAAACUGAGACUGAUACGAAUUGUAGGGCUCCUUGUCAGUGUAGCAGCCAUUAGUACUUUCUCGCUUUCAAUGAGUGCCUUUUUCAAGAUGGAACCACAUAGCAUGGCGCUGGUCAGCAGCCUAGAUAGCCAAAAGCUGGUGCAUGGGCACAAAAGAACUCUCUUGGAUUUCACAGAACAGAAUGAAAAUGGCACUCCAGAUCCACAUGGGCACAACAACGAAACAGAUGAUCAUGCGAAGGGAGAGUACCCCGAGGACCUUUUCUCUCUUGAGGAGAGAAGACAGGGAGCAGUGAUCCUCCACAUAAUUGGAAUGAUUUACAUGUUUAUAGCCUUAGCCAUAGUCUGUGAUGAGUUCUUUGUUCCUUCCUUGACUGUCAUCACUGAAAAACUGGCCAUUUCUGAUGAUGUGGCAGGGGCAACCUUCAUGGCUGCUGGUGGGUCAGCCCCAGAACUCUUCACUUCUUUGAUAGGAGUGUUUAUAUCCCACAGCAACGUUGGCAUUGGUACAAUAGUGGGAUCUGCCGUGUUCAAUAUCCUAUUUGUUAUUGGAAUGUGUGCUUUAUUUUCUAAAGAGAUCUUGAACCUUACUUGGUGGCCACUCUUUCGAGAUAUGUCCUUUUACAUCAUUGACUUGAUCUUGCUAAUCAUCUUUUUUCUGGAUAACUUCAUAAUGUGGUGGGAAAGCAUAACACUCCUGACAGCAUAUUUUUUCUAUGUGACAUUUAUGAAGUUCAAUGUCCAAGUAGAAGAAUUGGUGAAGAAAUUUUUAAACAGGAACAAGGUUGAGAAGGUAACAACAGAUGCUGAAGGAAAGUCGCCUAAUGCUGGAGACAAGGAUGACCAAACAUUGACGACCAAGCCACGUCUCCAGCGGGGAGGAAGCUCUGCAUCUCUCCACAACAGUCUGAUGAGGAAUAGCAUCUUCCAGCUUAUGAUUCACACACUUGACCCACUUGCUGAAGAGCUUGGAUCAUAUGGAAACCUAAAAUAUUAUGACACAAUGACUGAAGAAGGAAAGUUCAAGGAAAGGGCCUCAAUUCUGCAUAAGAUUGCCAAAAAAAAGUGCCAGGUGGAAGACAGUGAAAGGCAGAAUGGAGCUGCUAAUCACGAGAAAGGUGCAAAAGUGGAAGUUGCAGUAACACCACCGAGUGAUUCAGGACCAGUGCAGAAUGGAAUCGCCCAUAAUGUUGAAGAGAAUGAAGAGGAUGAGGAGGAACAGCCUCUCAGCCUGGCCUGGCCUGAAACCCCACGCAAGCAGAUCACCUAUCUUUUGGUGUUACCCAUUGUUUUUCCACUGUGGGCUACCCUGCCAGACGUCAGAAAACCUACAUCAAGAAAGUUUUUUCCUAUCACAUUUUUUGGCUCUAUCAGCUGGAUUGCCUUCUUUUCUUACUUAAUGGUCUGGUGGGCACACCAGGUUGGAGAGACCAUUGGUAUUACUGAAGAAAUCAUGGGAUUGACUAUUCUAGCUGCUGGCACAUCCAUUCCUGACCUAAUUACCAGUGUUAUUGUAGCACGCAAAGGUCUGGGGGACAUGGCUGUAUCCAGUUCUGUUGGAAGCAACAUAUUUGACAUCACAGUGGGCCUUCCGCUUCCGUGGCUCCUGUAUGCUGUGGUUAACAGCUUUGCCCCAGUGACAGUCAGCAGUAAUGGUCUGUUCUGUGCGAUUGUCCUCCUCUUCAUCAUGCUGCUCUUUGUCAUCCUCUCCAUUGCUUCCUGCAAGUGGAAGAUGAAUAAAAUCCUGGGUUUCCUCAUGUUUGGGCUUUAUUUUGUGUUCCUGAUUGUCAGUGUCCUUCUGGAGGACAAAGUGAUCCAGUGUCCUGUCUCCAUCUAGUGGAAAGUGCCGUUUCUCGACAGAAAAAAAAAAGAAAAAAGAAAAAAGAAAAACCAAAACAUAUAUAUUUAUUAAAGAAAAGAUACAUACAUCAAAACAAAACAGUGGGGGAAAGAAAACCACAGUGGAAAAUUGCAGCAGGAAUAACCCAUGGAUCUGUAAAUUUCCUCUUCCUCAAUUUUGAAAGAGUGAAAGAAAGAAAAGAAUACAAAGGGACAAUCUCGGAGCUGAAGAAUGGCUGCUGCUGGCCAGUGCAGUAACUGAAGGGCUGAGUCUGGGUGCACUGAGGGUUCCUCUGCUGCAGAACCUCCUCGCUGCUCAGCACUGGACACGCGACGUGCUCACGGCAACAGCGAAAGUUGAAAGUUACUGCUUCUCCUCUGCCUACGGUACCUACCCACAGACUUCUCGUUCUCUGUAGUAGUAUACACAGACACAGUGUGCUCAGUUCUUAAAGCUCUCCUCUUCCAAGGGGAAAGCUAAUAUUAACUUUGUGGAGGCACCACCCCCCACACACCCUGGUACAGGAUUUUUCCAAUAACCUGCUGAAACUCCUGAGUGGCAAGCAUACACCAAGCAAUGAGUCACAAACAGGGAAGGGCUUGUUUGUCUCUUCAUGUAAGUGGAUUUAUGUGAUGUGAUUUCAGCAAAGCCAGGGAAUUCAUCAGUGUUUUGGUCAUCUGCAUCACAGGUCCGUAAAGGCAAUCAGCAGGAUGUUAAUGGUGGUUUUUUUACAUCUUGCAAAACUCUUCAGGUUCCAGAAACUCUGGCACUGAAGGAGCCAUGAUGCCUGACCAUUUUGUAACUGGUGCAGAUUUUCAUUGCAUUCUCAUGCAAAGACCAGAAUGGGGAUAAUCUUUCUUCUCUAAUAGCAGUGCAGCAUGCAGUGACAUCAUACAGCUAUGUGAACACACCAUUUUUUCUAAUGCAGCAAUAUCAACAGUACCAAUGGCUUUCAGAUGCUGUUAUGAGUUUGCCUUUUCAUGCCAGAAUAAAAAGGCUAAUUUGCUUAUGCAUACUAUUUCAUACAGAAAAUAGAAGUAGUUAUAAAAUGGCAGCCUAAUUGCUAAGUGAAUAUAUACUUUAUAGGCUUUCACUAUUACUUGGAGUGUAAGGACCUUCACAGCUACAUAUAGUUAUUGCUGGAAGAGAUCUCCACCUAUUGUAUAAAGCUGGGGAAGUUCACAUUUGCUGUUAUAAAUCUUGAAACUAGGUAGGAGAAACACAAUUUAAAUACAGUGGAGCUGCAGGAAACUUACAUGAAAAUUCUUCAGUAUUGCUGGAAGUGUACAUGUCUAAAGAAAGGAAGGAGUGAAAAUGCAACAUCCUUUUUCUGAGAUACUGGGAGAAUGAGAAGGUCCAAACCUAGAGCAGAAAAAAACAAGAAGGGAGAAAGCAACUAACUUUCUGUAGUUUGGCUGAUUUUUUUUUUUAAUGAGAGGACUGGAAUGAAUAUGAAGAAAUUAUUUCAGAUAAUCGUCAUUUGUUUGUUCAAGUCUUUUGUGCAAUUAAGAGUUCAUGAAGUUUCAGUGCAUUUCUGUGACCUGUUUCAGCAUUGUUUUGUAUGUGUAUUGUGCUCACAAUGGCAAUGCCAUUCUCACAUCUGUGUAACAGAAGUCUCAGCACAUUUUGUCUUGUCUGUUUUUCACUGCUCCACACUGUUAAUUUCUCACUCCUCCCCUUUGUCCUUUGCUAUUUUCCUGUUAUAUGUGUUUGUAUGUAACAGUGUAUGAUUAGAAACUAAGCACUUGACAGAAAACAAUGGUAGAGAAAACAGUACAAAAUUCAUAUUAGGAAUAUUAAUAUUAUGUGAUAUCAUGAAGAAAAAAGUGAGAUGUUAAUGAAAUAAAAGAAGGAUACUAGGAGUU